AUGGAAACUAUUUUGCUCUUCCUCUCUUCACUCCUGGUGUGUGUGGCUGCUGAGUCAGACCCAAGUGCGCAGGAUGGCAAGGAGACAGUUGAAAACCCAUUUAUUUACGACUAUGAGAGCCUGAGGAUUUGGGGAUUGGCAUUUGCCGUGGUGCUGUUCACACUGGGCAUUCUUCUCAUCCUUAGUCGACGAUGCCGCUGCAGUAUCAACCAGAAGCCCAGGGCCCCUAGAGAUGAGGAGGUCCAGGAGGAGAACCUGAUUGUUUCCAAGGUUGCUGAGGCUGCCAAAGAGACUCCAGCAGAGAACUGAGGCAACUCCACCGGACUGAGCUGCCUUCUGAA
Anoplopoma fimbria (sablefish) is the source of this 341-nucleotide messenger RNA. RefSeq names its product FXYD domain containing ion transport regulator 6 (gene fxyd6). The transcript has 7 exons. Gene Ontology annotation, molecular function: sodium channel regulator activity. The record is from RefSeq and is a predicted model, not a curated record. NCBI's taxonomy places the organism in Eukaryota, Metazoa, Chordata, Actinopteri, Perciformes, Anoplopomatidae. Gene Ontology annotation, cellular component: membrane. Bases 1 to 309 code for a protein of 102 amino acids. Gene Ontology annotation, biological process: regulation of sodium ion transmembrane transporter activity.